AAAAAAAAGAAAAAAAGAAAAAAAAAAAAAAAAAAAAGGCCCCGUCCGCAGCGCGGAGCCGAACCGAGCCGGGAGCGGGGGGGCGGCCGCGGGGCCGCCGCUGCCGCCGCCACCAGGGGGGAUCCCUCGCGGAGCUGCUCCAAAAUGCACAGGACCACCAGGAUAAAGAUCACCGAGCUCAACCCACACCUGAUGUGCGCCCUGUGCGGCGGCUACUUCAUCGACGCCACCACCAUCGUGGAGUGCCUGCACUCCUUCUGCAAAACCUGCAUCGUUCGCUACCUGGAGACGAACAAGUACUGCCCCAUGUGUGAUGUGCAAGUGCACAAAACCAGACCCCUCCUCAGCAUCAGGUCGGACAAAACCCUUCAGGACAUCGUGUACAAACUGGUCCCGGGGCUUUUCAAAGAUGAGAUGAAGAGGAGGCGCGACUUCUAUGCAGCCUACCCCGUGGCAGAGGUUCCCAAUGGGUCCAAUGAGGAUCGCGGGGAAGUCUCCGAGCAGGACAAAGGGAACCUGACAGAUGAUGAGAUUGUCAGCCUGUCCAUAGAGUUCUAUGAAGGGUCAAGAGAAGAGAAGAAGGGGAGCGUUGAGAACGGGGACCUGGAGAAGGAGAAGAAGAACGGGCUGCGGUUCCUGCGCUGCCCGGCUGCCAUGACUGUCAUGCACUUGGCCAAGUUCCUCCGCAACAAGAUGGAUGUUCCCAGCAAGUACAAGGUUGAAGUCCUCUAUGAAGAUGAGCCCCUGAAGGAGUAUUACACCCUGAUGGACAUCGCCUACAUCUAUCCCUGGAGGAGGAACGGCCCCUUACCCCUGAAGUACCGCGUCCAACCGACCUGCAAGCGGCUCAAGCUCUCCCAACCCAUCACCCCCGAGGGCACCAACACCAGCGGCGCCUCCGAGUGCGAGUCGCUCAGCGACAAAGCCCACAGCCCGGCCACGCUGCCGGCCACCUCCUCCUCCCUGCCCAGCCCGGCCACCCCAUCCCACGGCUCCCCCAGCUCCACCGGCACCGGCCCCGCGCUCAACGGCUCCUCGAACUGCCACCCGCCGCCCGCCGCCCGCUGCCGCAAAGCGACUGUCAACGGCAGCACGGCCUCGGCCUUGACCUAAAGCAGCGGGCGGACAGGGGACUCCUGGCUGGCUUUUCUAGAGCUCUAUAUAUUAUAUAUAUAUACCUAUAGAUGUGGACAGAGGGAGAACGACGAACGGAAGCGAAACAAGACAAAUUAUACGUACUUAUUUUCUACCGAGCGACCGGAUUAAUUUAAAGUGCAAAUACGACGCAUAAAGGUGGUGGAAUAUUUUUAAA
Molecule: messenger RNA, 1312 nt
Organism: Pezoporus flaviventris
Lineage: Eukaryota; Metazoa; Chordata; Aves; Psittaciformes; Psittacidae
Gene: PCGF2
Product: polycomb group ring finger 2
Exons: 10
Coding region: 145-1113 (322 amino acids)
Biological process (GO): negative regulation of transcription by RNA polymerase II
Cellular component (GO): PRC1 complex
Molecular function (GO): promoter-specific chromatin binding
Source: RefSeq, a predicted model, not a curated record